Molecule: messenger RNA, 1421 nt
Organism: Zingiber officinale
Lineage: Eukaryota; Viridiplantae; Streptophyta; Magnoliopsida; Zingiberales; Zingiberaceae
Product: EPIDERMAL PATTERNING FACTOR-like protein 5
Exons: 2
Coding region: 973-1296 (107 amino acids)
Biological process (GO): stomatal complex development; guard cell differentiation
Source: RefSeq, a predicted model, not a curated record
CUUGACCCUCUUUCCCCUCCUCAAAAUAUCUUAACCAUCACCGUCCGAGUAUAUUUAAAAUUUUCAAAAAUGACUCAUAUUUUAAAAAUAUUAUUUUUUUUUAAAAAAAUCUUACGGUGAGUUAAAUACGGGGUGAAAUUAAGAUUUGAAUAUACAAUUAUAAUUUUGACUAUAUUUAUUUUAAAUAUUAAUAAAAGCAAAGCAAACAGGUAAAAAUUGGCAUUUAUUCAAUGACGGCAUUGUAUGCGAGAGGACUCCUUAAUUAUCUUUCGCCUCUGCGUCCAGAGAGUCAGUGAGGGUCACAUGGCGAGGCUGCAGGGCUGCUGCCUAGAACACCAUAAAUGGAGCGUUGAAAGAGCUGUCUACAGUCGCACGAACCCAACCUUUCCCACGAAAUUCCAGGUGCAGCUGUCCUCGUCGUCUUCCUCGAGUGUCACUGGGCACUGCCAGUGCUAAUGGCAGUGGCAGUCUCUCAGCAACAGCUGCAGGCAGCGAGACGACGACGACGCAUUUGUGGGUGUUUGAAAAAGUGUGAUGUGGUCAAUCGGAAAGUUAAGGCAGCCAGAGAGAAAGACCAGUAUUUUCUUCUUCAAUUUGACAACUCCAGUCCUGCGAGCAGGCUGCAGACGACUUGCUGCUGAAUUUUAACCAUGGAUCGAUCGAUCCAUCAAUCCGAUAUUAAAAAAUGAUUUCGCUCGUUCCAAAAAGAUCCAAUAUCCUCACGAUAAAUCUACCACCAGAAAUACCAAUUGCACUAGGGCAAUCAUGGAUCAAUCAAGUUUAGUCCUCGUUAAUAGAUAUGUAGAGUAGUAUGCAGUGGCACGUGCGGAUCAGCCAAAAAAAACGCCUUGUCUCUUUGACUUGACCCGCACGCCAUUGUUGUACGGGUAUAAAACUUCACAUUUCACAGCAAAGAAGCUUAUCGCCGCCUCGCCGGCACUGAAGUUGUAGGAGCAGAGGCUGAGAUCGGCCAUGGCUCUUCUCCGCCGCCGCCGUCUCUGCCUCUCCGCUGCCUUCGCUGUCCUCUUGUUCGCCGCAGCUCUCGGGACUGGAUUCGCUGCGAUCGCUCAGGCCUCGGAAGAGACGACGAGGCCGAAGCGAUCGGCGUUCGCCGUGCUCUUGACUCGGCGGCGACUCGUGGGAUCGCUCCCCCCGUCGUGCCGAGCCCGAUGCGGCCGGUGCUUCCCUUGCCGCCCGGUGCAGGUGGCGAUCCAACAGGCCGGUCGGAUCGUGCCGGAAGAGUACUACCCGGAAGCCUGGCGAUGCGAGUGCGGCAGCAAGCUCUUUAUGCCCUGAACUCAUCUAUUCGAUCUGUGCACAUAAUUGUAAUUCAAGAGUGGAUGAAUUAACAAGAACAAUUCGUUUGUUUGUUUGGUGACUGUGGAAUAAAAGUUUGCAUGUGCUCUGCAUUUCAUUCCUUC